This is a messenger RNA of Sclerotinia sclerotiorum 1980 UF-70, 249 nucleotides long. RefSeq lists its product with no specific name. The record is from RefSeq and is a predicted model, not a curated record. NCBI's taxonomy places the organism in Eukaryota, Fungi, Ascomycota, Leotiomycetes, Helotiales, Sclerotiniaceae. The coding region runs from base 1 to 249 and encodes 82 amino acids. The transcript is spliced from 2 exons.
AUGUUAGCAGAAUCCUACCGUUACGGAUGUUCCGAAUUUCAAUAUAGGGCACUAAGCACUAAAGCUAGAAAGAGGAAACUAAGUAGCGCUGUCAUUCAAGAUAUCACCAGUGUGCAUAAACUUCAGGGUAUAUAUGCAGAUUCGAAAGAUCCAUGGUUUCGUUCUGCUGCUGGCGAAACAAGACAUCUUCGAGCACAAUUUCCCCUGGGCCACUCCACAAGACCUUGCAUAGACCAAUGUAGUAUGUAA